Molecule: messenger RNA, 612 nt
Organism: Macroventuria anomochaeta
Lineage: Eukaryota; Fungi; Ascomycota; Dothideomycetes; Pleosporales; Didymellaceae
Product: cytochrome P450
Exons: 2
Coding region: 1-612 (203 amino acids)
Molecular function (GO): monooxygenase activity; iron ion binding; heme binding
Source: RefSeq, a predicted model, not a curated record
AUGCCGUUCCUUGGGGUGCUCACUGCGGCUCCAACUUACAUCCGAUUUCUCAUCAAGAUCGGGGCUCUCUCGGUCCCCAAGCUUUUGAAGUCUAUCCUUGCUGCUGAUGGCAUCCGAAAGCUAGCUGUGCGGGAGAUCUACAAGGCGCACCAAUGGCUGGAGGUUGAUACGGAUCAGAGACCUGACAUGACUUCGAAACUAAUGAGCGUUGUGCGGGGGAAAGGAACCGAGAACAACUUAGGCUUAAAGGAAGUCGUUAUAGAAAAUUUCACUGGAGUCAUGGCUGGGGCCGACAGCACCUCCAUGGAACUGUGUUCUAUAUUCUACUACCUGAUGAAGCAUCCGGAUAAGCUCGCUAAACUCAAGUUCGAAGUCGACGCCACCUAUGCUCAUGGCAGUGUCACGUCACCCGCACGAUACAACCAAGUUGUAACACCUGAGUAUUUUAUGGCCGUGGUCAAAGAUUCUUUCCGUCUCUUUCCCCCGUUAGUGACUCCGAUUCAACGACACUCACCUCCACAAGGUAUCGUAACCGCUGGUAGUUUCAUACCAGGAGGCUGGAGCGUUGGCCUCAUCCCGGGCGUUGUACAAUACAACAAAGACGUGUUCUGA